AGGAGCCCCGCCGCCAUCUAUUCACGCAGCACCAUGAUGAAGAAGGACGUUCAUCUCAACCUGGACACGCAGAGCUCCGAGCUCAAGACCACCCCGCUACGCGACGCCGACGUGCUGCUCAACUCGCAGGACUUGGGGCUUCUCAAGCUGGCCUCCCCCGACCUCGAGCGCCUCAUCAUCCAGUCCAACGGGCUGGUGGGCGCCGCCAACCCGGCGUCCCAGUUCCUCUACCCGAAGUCGGCCAGCGACGAGCAGGAGUUCGCGGAAGGCUUCGUCAAGGCUCUGGAGGAUCUGCACAAGCAGAACCAGCUGAGCGAGGCGGGCUGCGUGUCGGUGGACAGACUGGAGCUCCUCGGCGCCGCCAACGCGGUGGGCUCGGCCGGGCUCCAGACGUCGGAUCUGCCCGUGUACACCACGCUAAACGGCUUCGCCGGCAGCCCUCUGCACGGCGGCGCCACGAUCAACUACUCGGCCGAUGCCAUCCCCUUCCCCCCGCCCCAGUCCCACCUCACUCCGCAGCAGCAGGCGGCGGCGGCGGCGCUCUCCCGGCUGCAGUCCGCCGGCGGGGCCGUGAAGGACGAACCGCAGACGGUCCCGGACAUGCAGAGCCUCGGGGACAGCCCGCCUCUCUCCCCCAUUGACAUGGACAACCAGGAGCGCAUCAAGGCGGAGAGAAAAAAGCUGCGCAACCGGAUAGCUGCGUCCAAGUGCCGCAAGCGGAAACUGGAGCGGAUCUCGCGGCUGGAGGACAAAGUGAAGAGCCUGAAGACGCAGAACACCGAGCUGGCGUCCACGGCCAGCGUGCUCCGGGAGCAGGUGGCCCAGCUCAAGCAGAAAGUGAUGAACCACGUCAGCAGCGGGUGCCAACUUUUGCCAAACCAGGUCCAAGCUUACUAAUUCCACAAAUGCCUAACAAUGACUUUGCAGACGUGGUUUUGUUUAAUGCGGCCUGCAGGGGAACGGGAAGGUUCAAAAGUUCAUCGGCACAGGGUGUGAGCUGCAGCCUGCUGCUGGGCGACUAAAACAGAACCGGGUUGUUGGUAAACAGCCACGUAGCACCACGAAUGUACACUUAGAGGGCUGUCAAACUCAUCUCUGUCGUGGGCCGUAUUGGAGUUAAGGUUUCCUCUCACAAGGCUGUUGUUGAGACUGUGAAAUCAUUUACAGCAAAAUGCAUAAUCGCCUCAUUGUAUUUCCACAAACUCGUGCAUAAGUAAUUUUGAAAAUACAGUACUUUGACUAUUGCUCAAUCUACUGUGGCAAAAUUUACCAGUUGAAUUUGUUCCGUGCAGAAGUUCUUUUUAUCUUUUUACUUUGAGAAAAUAGCAAAAACCCACAACUGCAAUUCCCACCCCUACAAAACAUUUUUAGAGAAAAAUAACUGCCUUGUUGAAGAAAAACAGGUUUUAUGAAGUGUAAUGACGGAACGUACUGUACUAUAAUAUUCAGGUGUUGGAGUUAUCCCUUUCAGGGGUGUGGCCUAGUAAAUGAUAUCAGCAGUUAGGCUGCGUGAGCAUCUGUGCACAAGUUGUGGCUUACAGCAGAGCUCCUUGCGAGUGUUCUUAUUUCGAAUGUCCAUUUGUCCCGGCAACUGUGGCUCUUCUUGCUCACGUGAGGCCAUUACAGUAACUUAAUCGCCACCCCCUCUCCCCCAACUGCCAGUUUAUUUGAAUUUGCUUGUACAAGAAAUUUUGACAAAGCAAAACAAAGAUGGGAUAAAAUACUUUUACUUCAGAGUUGGGGCACUUGCAAGUCAGCGUACCACAGCCUUUCAAAAAGGGUUUGGUUUGUAAUAAAUGCUGGCAAUAUGCGAAAGACAAUUUGCAAUACCGGUAGAUUUUUUUUUUUUUUUUUUAGCAAGAAACAUGAAGUAGGUGCACAUAAUUUGCCUCUUUGGGCCACAUCACAUAAUGUGGUUGGCUGAAUCAGGCCCCCAAGCUAUGAGUUUGACACCUGUGGUGUACAGAAUAGUAUUGAUCGACAAUCUCAGCCAAAUGGAAAGGUCUCACCAAGUGCUGCCCUCCAAUUGUAUGUAUCUAUGUAUGUGUGUGUGAAAGUAUAUAUAUAAUAUACUGCCUUACUUGUUUACAAGCACUUAUGACUUUUUUUUUUUUAUUUACGUAAGCAUUUAUUUACUUUUUUUCCCCAAAAAUGAACACUGCAUGUUUUGUAGCAGUUGUGGGCAGUAAACCAUUGUAUUCCUUUGUAUUUUGCCUCCAUGGUGGCUCCUUGGUAGAGUUUAGGUGCCGAACUUCCACGAAUGUACGUUUAUGACCCAUUUUUCUAUGUAUGGCGGACUCUCAGCUCGCUACCUGACAUUUAAGUUCACUACAUUACGACAGCGAAAUCUGUUUUCGCUUAUACUGUAAAUAAUAAAAAAGCCUUUUCUUACCAUUUCUCUUUGUUCUUGUCUUUGGACAGUCCACAAUGUGGCCAAACAAGAGAUACGUGGGGAACUUACAAUCCCGAGGGCAAUCUAUAACCCUGGGGAGAAUUUCAUCAAAGCGGGCCUGCAAUUCUGAGAAAAAAAAAUAAAAAUGCUUAAAGACACGCCUCA
Syngnathoides biaculeatus (alligator pipefish) is the source of this 2557-nucleotide messenger RNA. RefSeq names its product transcription factor JunD-like. The coding region runs from base 34 to 897 and encodes 287 amino acids. Gene Ontology annotation, molecular function: transcription factor binding; RNA polymerase II cis-regulatory region sequence-specific DNA binding; DNA-binding transcription factor activity, RNA polymerase II-specific. The record is from RefSeq and is a predicted model, not a curated record. NCBI's taxonomy places the organism in Eukaryota, Metazoa, Chordata, Actinopteri, Syngnathiformes, Syngnathidae. Gene Ontology annotation, biological process: regulation of cell population proliferation; regulation of cell cycle; regulation of transcription by RNA polymerase II. The transcript has a single exon. Gene Ontology annotation, cellular component: transcription regulator complex.